This is a messenger RNA of Dermacentor silvarum, 5550 nucleotides long. Its product is annotated as tRNA methyltransferase 10 homolog B-like. Lineage: Eukaryota; Metazoa; Arthropoda; Arachnida; Ixodida; Ixodidae. The record is from RefSeq and is a predicted model, not a curated record. The transcript has 10 exons. Gene Ontology annotation, cellular component: nucleoplasm; nucleus. Bases 39 to 983 code for a protein of 314 amino acids. Gene Ontology annotation, molecular function: tRNA binding. Gene Ontology annotation, biological process: tRNA N1-guanine methylation.
AACCUAUGGCGUGCUAUGCUUAGCUCCUCGUGGUCGGCAUGGUUUUUGGUCAUCUCGGGGCUUCCAGCUCAUCAGCGGACACUAUGGAGAGCACAACCCCGAUCCAUGAAAGCCCGUUGUUUGCCACCGGUGAUAAUGCUGUUGAUGAGACACAAAAUCAGGACGUGCCUGUUGCUGAGCCACAGACAUUGUCGAAAAAUGCAGCGAGGAAACUUGCCCGAUAUGAGAGGGUAGUUGCUGCCCGGAAGGCAAAGCGUCGUGAGAAGAAACUGGCUCGGAAAAGCAGACUAGCUGCAGCAAAGGAACUUGGAGAUUGUGACGUCAAGUCAAUUUCUGGUGGUCAGCGGCAGAGGCCUGAAAGGCUGCUACAGGGGGAGGCAGUCAAUCGUGACACUUCGCCAGGCUCUGAAAUGCCUGCUCCAUGCAUCUGCAUUGACAUGGGGCACACAGAACACAUGAGUGAUAAGGAGCUGAACAAACUGUCAUCACAGUUACGAAGGCUCUAUGGCUCUAAUCGUCAUAGCUGCACUCCCUUGAAGCUAUUCUUCACUCAUUUUCCUUCAUCUUGCCGUCUUUACAAGAUGUGUGUUGAAAAGCAUCAAGGAUUUGAAAGGUACUCGGUGGAGAUGAGGGCAGAAAGUCAUGUGGAGCUGUUUCCUAAGGAUUCGCUGCUCUACCUGAGUCCGGAUGCACCUGAGGCCCUCCCAACUACACCCUUGGGAUCCAACACUGUUUACGUUAUUGGAGGCCUUGUGGAUGAAACAGUUCAUAAGAACAUUAGCCUGAGCAGUGCACACGCAGAAGGCAUUCGGUGUGCACAGCUACCAAUUGAUGAAUUUAUGGAGCGCUGUGGGGGCACAGGUUGCAAGAUUCUUACUGUCAACCAGGUGCCACUGACAUACCGGUACAUUCUCCACUCUCUCCAGUUGGAUUUGCGCAGUAACAUGAAGUUGACAAGUUCCGAGUGUUCGACAUUUUGUUGAAUGUACACGAGACUCAAGGGGACUGGGCCAACUCCUUAGCAAAAGUAAUUCCCAAACGAACAGGUCUUAGGAAAAAGCAGUCUUCCUGGUAAACAGACUGUGAAACAACAAAGGAAGUUUUGGAAGGAAUGUUCAUCAUGUACAUCAUGCACAUCACAUUCCCUUUGGGAAGCUGUUUUGUCAGCUUUCUUGGUUUUACCUCAAUGAUGUAAAAGUGUAUACUGGAGAGCUUGUGAAGGAAUGUUGGACAAAUACCUCGAAUUAUGCCUGGUGUUUAUUGGGAGUUGUCUCAUAUUAACUUUACGUAGUUUUAGUGCACAUUUGGGUUUAUGAAAACAAGCUCAAGGACUUGUUUCUGUUGAUCGUGUAUGUGUGCACAUAAUAGGCGUUAUAAGGAGCUGAAAUAGCAUUUUAAUAUACAAUCAUUUUUUAUUACUACAUUGUGCCAAGGAGUGACUGUGAACUGAAUAAUUGGUGCAUGUAGUCAGUGAUACCUGUGUGUCAGCAGUGCGGUAAACAGUGUAGCUGCUUUCUUUCUUUUUUGUUUGUUUCAUGCCCUUGCGUACAUUAUUACAAUAUAUAUUCAUGUCGAUAGCUGCACACAUGAGUCUGCAACUAAGAAGUUGUGAAAAUUGUAGUGGAAUCAUACUAAUUAAAGCACACAUAUUUCAAUAACUGAUAGAUCUAUAAUUUGAACAGCCUCUCUGGUCUCAUUACAGCUGCAUGCAUCUCAGUGGGAAAAAAAGCUCUUGGUAAUUCGAAUACUUGAACAUGUGCGGCUGUUACUUUUGAACUAAGUUCACCAUUUAUGCCUCCCACUUCUUGCCAAAAUGGAUAACAAAAUGCUCAGAGAAAUUUUGCAUUGUGCUGUUGAAUGCUUUGGCAUAUACUGUGGGAAGAUUUCUGUGUACUAGAGGUAUAUAUAUAUGUAUAGACCUUUCUAUCAGGAGCUCUUGGGGUGUCGCCAUAAUGCCCUCUAAACUGUUAUUACACGUGAUCCCCCUGCAAAAGCAGUGCAGAACCUGCAUCGCGUGCCUUUGUACCCCCACGCAACAGUCCCGAGGAAGGUGCUGUCCCUCCUCCCCCCCCCCUCCCUUAUGGAAACUUUGAUGUUGGCCAGGAUACCUGUGUCACACAGGCAUUCAUGAAGUCCCUUGAACUAAAGAAGUGACAAACUUCCUAAAGGAGUUUGAGCUCAAGGUAGUUGGGGUUGUGUCACAUGGCCACUUGCGAGUUUCUUCACAAAAGCUGCCAGGGGCUCAUUAGGCGCUGUUUGGUUUUUAACGCACCCAAAAGUUUCAGUUCUGAUUGCUCCUAAAAUGAUUUACCUAAAGUUGUUUCAAUGAAAAAUUAUCAUACACAUUUUAUAUGGAAAGCUAACUGCUUCUCUAAAAAGUGAAAUGCACUCAAUAAACAUAGGGACACUGGCAACCUGUGCUUACUCGUGUUUUUAUGUAUGUUGUGGCGCAGCUACUGAUUUUUGCUGCUGUUGCUGUAAUUAUGUGGCCUGAUCGCAACAUUCUGUUCUCAGUCAUUUUGCACAUAUUUACGAAGCACGGCAGGCCACAGCCACGACAUGACACACGUGCAGUAAACCUCGCAGUGAAUGAGGAUGGUGUCUGUUAGUACAAUCGAGGAGCGCUCUGGGUUGAGAAUAUAGGGAAGCAGCAAGCAUAACUGUGAUCAAGCAAACUGUUCUGUAAUGGAACCAAUAUUUUUACAUUUACACGCUAGUGUAAAAGAAUACAAAUGAAAAUUAACAUUUUAGUUCUAUGUUAAGCACCGUCGGAACGAAAGUACUAGUAGUACUCCCUUCAGCUGCCAAGGGAGAUCGCCGAACAUCCUUCAUUAAAAGCUCCUUUAAACUCCCUUAGCAAUAGGGCGGCUCUGUGGCACCGAGUGCAUCUCCCUCGAGAUAAAGACAAAGGAGAUAAAAGGAAUUUAAGGGUGCCUGUGUGAUUCUGGUUGUGAAAAUGUAUGGGACGUCUGUCUCUGUAUACCUUCCAUUGCAAAUCUUUUGAUGGUGAAAGGAUACAAGCAGGAUGCUUGCUGCGAGCAAGUUUAUACAAACAAGUUUUUGAAGCAGGUCAUAUUGGCAACAGCUUAGUCACUGAAAAAGUCACUGUGGUCCAGAAACAGUUUGUUGCUUGUUGGUAUUUGCUGUUAAAAGUUUUCUGCUGCACAGUGUGGGGCGUCUUGUGCACUCAGUGCAAGCUUAAAGAAAAGAUAAGUGCUACUCUGACAAAGCACUGGAUGUAGCAUGCCGUCAGCUCCGUUUUAAUUUUUUCGGUUGGUGCUUUGCAUGCUGUCAGCAUAGUCUUUAUCAUUCUAAUUGUGAAUUUCUGAAACUAGCCUUGUAAAUAAACCUGUCUUGCAAGCAUGCUAUUCCCGUGGUGCGGCUAAUGUGCUAUGCUCUGGCACUCGUGCUGUGUGUGACUUGGCGAUUGCUGGUCUUGCGGAGGGCUUUUGAUCUAAUUAACAUUGCUGAUGCAUGAGUUACUUACUAUGACUGGCGUGGUCAUGUAUGCUGCAUGCUAUGCACAUGAGGGCAUGUUAUUGUUUCGAGUAUGGAGGCUUCUACUACAAGGUUUGUUGAAUGGUGACUACUAUAUUUAUUUCUGUGAACAAAAUGGAAAUUCUGAGAAGCACGAAACCAUAUCUGUCUUUUGAACUAUUUUCUAUGUGCAUUCAGGCAGUGCUGCCAUUGUUUUGGGAGGUCCUUGAUUCCUUUGGCAUUGAAAGAACUGGGCUGCUGGCAUUGCCACUAAAGGAUCUCAUCCUGUAGGGCUUCAUGACUUGAAUUUCUUCCAUUUCAGGUGUUGCUUAAUGGGUACAAACAAGUGAUUAUCACUUGUUUGUUGUACUGGUUGUAAAGCACAUGAGUUAAAAGCGCCAUUGCAUUUCCGUUCAUUUCGACCCAGGCAUUGUUAUGGAGAAUGACUUAUCCAGACAACUUCUUAGGCCUUUCCCUGCAAAAAGCAUUUUGUAUAGCUUGUGUCAGCAGCCUUCAGUGUACCGGGUGUUAAUUGUAAUUUCCUUUCCAAAAAAUCCCCAUGAAUGUCACUUUGCAUGUCCCAGAACACAAUUUCCAUUGUUUAGGCGGCUGAUGGCUGUGCCUUUAUUUUCUUGGGGGGUGGUGAGCCUCUGUGUCACCACUUUAGAUGGUUUAUCUUGGUCUCAGGGUUGAAAUGGGUCAACCACAUUUCGUCACAUUUAAUCACUGAUUGCGAAAGUUCCUUAACUUCGGCUUGAAAUUGAUUCAGAAGUUCUUCACAGAUCAGGGGUGGCCACUUUUGAUCAAAUGUCACUUGUUGAGGAACUCGUCUUUCAGAGACCUUGCGUAACAUUUCAUUGUCAUGAAUUAUUUUCUCGAGCUGACAGUGAUAUUCACUUCAACUGCAAUGUCUCGCACUUUAAAUCGCCACUUCCCAAGGAAGACAUGCUGAACAUGUGCAAGAUUCAUGAAAGAGAAAAUUGUCAUCCACCCGACUGUAGCACGAAGCUACAAAGGAAACCCAUACGGGUUUCUCAGAAAAAAAGCUUUGCAAUUGAAGAAAAAUGCACCCUGGUCCAGGGAUCGAACUUGGGAUCAACACCUUUCCGGGGCAGUUGUUCUACCAUCUCAGCUAACCAGGGGGCUAGCAAAUCACAGUGCAAGGGGAAAUUAAUCGGCAACUCGAACAUGUAAACUGAAUAUGGCCGAUCAGUUCUGCAGGAGCCCACAAGGGGGAGGAAGGUUCAUAAAAGGGACAAUUGCCAUCCAUCAUGACAAUGUUUCUUUUCCUGAACCUUCCUCCUCCUUGUGGUCCACCUUGCAGGCUUCUGCAGAAUGAUUUGCCAUAUUCAAUGUGCAGUAUUGGCAGUCAUGCCUGCAGUUGUUGGAACGUGUCUAUAUGGUUCAUUCCUCACUGGCUCUUGUCCUUCACCAAACUGCUGAUGCCAUUCGUAGACUCUUGUCCAUAACAUCAUUUCUUUGCCUUAUUGUGCCUGCAACUUUCUCAAAAUUUCAUGCUGUUUCACUUCCCUUUUUAUCAGGAAUUUGAUUAUGCACUGCUGCACCAUAGCUGCAGGCACAUUGCUGGCCACCGUGAUAGCUGGGGCUGCUGUGCCUGCAGUAAAUAUGCUGGGCAUGCAACUUUCAUUGGUUUGUUAUAGACAAAAGUCAUUGUCAACCUUCAAUGAACCUUGUAUGUGUAGUGACCUCUUUUGGCAUUGACUACAUGCAAGUGCAUUUCUUUGCUUCUUGGUUUCGUUUCCAAACCAAAGCUUUCUUUUUUUUCCCUGCAAGUUUUAUAACACAAUGGAAAAGUGGUAUUUCAGCUAAGAGGCUACAAUCAGUUCAAACUUUACUUAUUUGAACUUAAUAACGGUCCCUUUGAAGAAAGAAUUAAUGAGAUAACUCUUACCCAUGCACAUGCCACAGCGGCAUUUACUUUGACAUGUCGUGAGGGCAUUGUUGGUAUGCAGCGAAAAGGUAGUACUACAUGGACUCCAUAGCCAAAGAAAGUAAAUGCACUUGAAUAAAAAUUGCUGCCAGGCAAUGCUUUUAUAUCUCUCUUUGUGUAAU